Messenger RNA from Macrobrachium nipponense, 1408 nucleotides. RefSeq names its product 26S proteasome non-ATPase regulatory subunit 6-like (gene Rpn7). Gene Ontology annotation, biological process: proteasome-mediated ubiquitin-dependent protein catabolic process. Lineage: Eukaryota; Metazoa; Arthropoda; Malacostraca; Decapoda; Palaemonidae. The transcript has 8 exons. The coding region runs from base 98 to 1267 and encodes 389 amino acids. Gene Ontology annotation, cellular component: proteasome regulatory particle. The record is from RefSeq and is a predicted model, not a curated record. Gene Ontology annotation, molecular function: protein binding.
UCGUAAAAGGAAUUAGUCGACGCUUGACACUAAAGCUGUUAUUGAGUAAAGUCAUUGUGAACUGCGAAGCUUUUGUGUACAAAAGAAAGUUGUUGAAAUGCCGGCAGAAAAUUUAGAAGAGCAGGGUUUGGAGAAGAACCCCGAUCUCCACCUAGCCCAACUCAAAUUCAGUUUGACACUGACUGAUUUCAAAAAUGAUACCAAGAAGAAAGAAGAGCUUCUACAGGCCAUCGAAAAAGACAAUAUGGCACCCUUUUACGAAGAGUGCUGUCGGGACCUUGGCUGGCAGUUAGAUAGUGCCUUAUUAGACAAAAUGAAGAAGGAAAAUGAAGCCGAGCUCAAGAAGAUGAAUGAAGCCAUUGAAGAAGCCGAGACAUCAAUGGGUGAAACAGAGAUUAGAGAAGCAAAUCUUAACAAGGCAGAAUACCUCUCCCGUAUUGGAGACAAGGAGGAAGCCGUCAAAGCUUUUGCAAAAACUUAUGACAAAACUGUUUCCCUUGGCCAGCGUUUAGAUCUUGUUUUUCACAAUAUUCGUCUGGGGUUGUUUUACUUGGACCACUCUCUAAUCACUCGUAACUUGGAAAAAGCUAAAAGUCUUAUAGAAGAAGGAGGAGACUGGGAUCGUCGAAAUCGCUUGAAAGUUUAUGAGGGAGUUUACUCCAUGGCUGUGAGAGAUUUCAAGAAAGCAGCCAGUUUAUUCUUAGAUACCAUAAGCACAUUCACAUCAUAUGAACUGAUGGAUUAUACCAGAUUUGUGGGGUACACUGUUUUGGUUUGCAUGAUUGCACUACCUCGUAAUGAUUUACGAACUAAAGUUGUGAAAGGCUCUGAGAUCCAGGAAGUUCUCCAUUCUUCAGAAGACCUUAGGACUUACCUUUUAUCACUGUAUGAAUGUCAGUACCAUACCUUCUUCCAGAAACUUGCCUGGGUAGAAGGGGAGCUUCGUCAUGACCGCCUGCUAGCACCACAUUAUAGAUACUAUGUCAGAGAAAUGCGAAUUCUUGCAUACACACAGUUGUUAGAGUCUUACCGUUCUCUCACUCUGCAGUAUAUGGCAACAGCUUUUGGAGUUUCAACAGAGUUUAUUGACAGGGAACUGUCUCGUUAUAUUGCUGCUGGUCGACUUCACUGCAAGAUUGACAAAGUUGGUGGGAUUGUUGAAACUAACAGACCAGAUUCCAAGAACUGGCAGUACCAAGCAGUAAUCAAGCAUGGUGAUAUUCUUUUAAACAGAGUCCAGAAGCUCAGCAGAGUUAUUAACAUUUAGUGAAAUAUAUGAUUUAAGUGUAUGAGAGUACAAUGCAAUGGAAGUGUAAAGUAUCUUCACUAUAUUCAUUGAACUUUUAUUUUCUCAGAAUGUAUGAGGUGAUGUACUGGUCUGGUUUUAUUUAAUAAAAUGUUGGUUAGA